AUGAAGUUGAUCAUAGCUCUUGGCUUGCUCUGCCUCGCGGCAGUGUAUGCGAGGGAGAUAGGCGAUGACGGCAAAGAUCUCGUAGCAGCUGCCAGUGGAAAGGGCCAUCACCACGAAGAAGGGGGUGGCAAGGAACAUCACGGUCAUCACCACCAUGAGCACGGCGAAAAGGGACACAAGGGACACAAAGGACACCACCACCACCACAAAGGUGAACACGGUGAUUACGGGAAGCAUCAUCACGCCGGACACCAUCAUGAACAUGGCGGUGAUCACAAGAAGCACUGGGACGAGCACGACCAUCACGGUCAUCACCAUGAGCAUGGCCACCACCACAAGGGAGGCAAGCACGGUCACAAGAAGCACCACGACAAGGGCGAAGAAACCGACGGCUACCACAAGAAGUACCACAAGGACACCUUCCACAAGGACCACCACUUCUACGAUGACCACCACGAUGAAGGCAAGCACCAUAAGCACGGCCAUCACCACGGACAUCACGAUAAGCACGGAGGUCAUCACAAAAAGGGCGGCCAUCACGACAGUGGUCACCAUGAGCACCAUCAUGGCAAGCACGGUCAUCACGAUAAGCAUCAUCAUGAUGAAGACCAUCACGGUCACAAGGGCCACCACGGUCAUGAGGAACAUCAUCACGGUCACCAUGACCACGGCAAGAAGGGCGGCCACAAAGAUCAUAAGGAGUGGGGCUUCCAUCACGGAAAGCACUGAAUCAAACUGUGAUAUUAUUAAUAGGGUAAUAUUAUGUUUAAAUAAGUGUUUAAUGCGAAAAAUUCCGAAUAUAACAUAAAGGUUUCAAUAUCGUGCCAAUUUCAGAUAUUGAAACGCUUUAUUUUAUUUUUCGCUAUUGUAAAACGUAUUAUUAACUGUUAUUUGUUACGGGUUUUGUUACUUUUAUAAAUG
Molecule: messenger RNA, 921 nt
Organism: Zerene cesonia (dogface butterfly)
Lineage: Eukaryota; Metazoa; Arthropoda; Insecta; Lepidoptera; Pieridae
Product: histidine-rich glycoprotein-like
Exons: 1
Coding region: 1-729 (242 amino acids)
Source: RefSeq, a predicted model, not a curated record